Messenger RNA from Somion occarium, 1430 nucleotides. The record is from the annotation of a GenBank genome assembly. NCBI's taxonomy places the organism in Eukaryota, Fungi, Basidiomycota, Agaricomycetes, Polyporales, Cerrenaceae.
AACGCGACGACAGGUCAAUUCCUGUGCAACCGACUAUGCAUAUUCUACUAGGCGUAGUGCUCUCACUCGUCGUGUAUUGUGCCGCACGAGCGACACAGUCCGAGAAAACAUGCCACCUGAGACCACUAGGCCAUGGAAGAGACGACACAGACCAAGUCGAAACUGCCAUAGCGAGAUGUGGGCGAUUCGGACACACAGUCUUCGCGGAAGGGCAAUACAACAUCACCCGCAAAAUGACGUGGAGCCUAACUGAAUCCAAGGUUGACCUGCAUGGCUACCUGAACUUCAAACCGGACGUAGAAUAUUGGUUGAAUGCAAACAACACAUACCGUGUUGUAUUCAUCCAGAGCCAAGCCUCCUGGUUCGUCAUUACAGGCAAUGAUUUCACCAUCGACGCUCAUAACACCGGCGGAAUAAAUGGAAAUGGCCAAACGUGGUGGUCCUUCUAUGGCAACCGCUCCCGGUCAGAUGGAGACGGACGGCCUAUAUCAUUCACCUUGUCUAAUGUCACUCGAGGUAUAGUGAAGAAUUUCAGGAUCAAGAGUCCACCAUUUUGGUGCAAUACGGUCGCGCAAUCGAAGGACGUGGUGUAUGAUGGUAUGUAUUGCAAUGCCACCAAUACAGAUCCUUUAUAUGUGGGUCAAAAUAUCGUCCCUAACACCGAUGGCAUCGACACAUACCGUUCGGACAACGUAUCACUCUUGAAUUGGGACAUAACGUGUGGAGAUGACUGCUUAGCCAUCAAAGGAAAUUCCACGAACAUUGUGGCCAAGAAUAUCACUUGUCGAGGUGGAAAUGGAAUCGCGGUAGGGUCUCUAGGGCAAUAUAUUGAUCUGCCAGAUAUCGUGGACCACGUCCUCUUCGACAAUGUCAAGCUGAUUCGCCUUGAUCCUGAUGUGCAACCUAAUUUACAAUCAGGAGUGUACUUCAAAACCUGGACGGGUACUGUUAACGGCGCCCCACCGACAGGAGGUGGGGGUGGAGUAGGUUACGUAUCAAACGUUGAAUCUCGGAACUUCCAUUUCGAUCCUGUGAACGCUCCGAUUCACUUGUACCAAACUAAUGGAGGCCAUUCGUCUGAUGCACCAUCGCAGCUGCAAUUCAGUAAUUUAACCUUUAGUACCUUUACGGGAUCGUCACUUGCCAACAAAAUUGUAGAUCUUGAAUGUAGCCCGGCGGCCCCGUGUCCGAAUAUACUAUUUCAGGAUAUCAGCGUUGCUCCACCGAGUGGACAGGGCGAAAGCUUCGUCUGUAUCAACGUCGUGAAUGAGAGCGGUCUCCCAGGACCGUGCAAUGCGACAGGGAAGGCUUAGUCGAGUUAGUGGGCUUUGGAAAGAUGUGAUUUUCCAGGGCGAUGUAUGGCUAUGUUCACGCAUCUGUCGCUGUCGGAUAAGACGUGAUACGCAAUUAAAAAAACAACUUUGUUGCGA